ACCAUCGCGGCAAUAAUUCAAAUUUUCUAAUUUCGAACUUUCGAACAUCUUUUGGAUGCGUUCGGAAACUCGCGCUUUUAAUAAAAAGACUAGAGGACUUAAACCGAUGUGCUGUGUUCCGUGUUGUUUUUUUUUUUCUUAAAUUUGAUUCCGUGAUUUUAUAUGAUAUUGUGUUAAAAUUAAGUUUGUGACAAGUUGCGGUUAAAGUUCAGUAGACGCGUUCACCUCUGGUUGUACUUGUAGCAAAAGGAUUUACUUUGUGCCUGUACCUGGUUUGUGUAACAGACGAUUAUAAAAAAAUAAAAUAAAAAAAGCAUCACUUCAUAUAAUCAUAUGGAAAUUAAACAAGGAGGAAAAUCAGUGGUGUGACGUACAUAAUGUGUGGCGACGAUUUGACGCAUUCCCAACGGACUUUGACGAACUAGUGUUGUACCGCGGGAUAUCGAUAUUCGAUAGUCGAUAGUGAAGGCCAACACGAAUGAACACCCUCAUGCUGACGACUGGAACGGUAGAAGAUCAGCCGUGCGUUGAUACCAACAUGUCUUUCACAUCUUACAAUAUGAUGGAUUCCGGGGGAGCUGGGAUAGCGGAAUCACCACCUACAUAUCAUCGGACAUAUGAACAAUACGUACAAGGAGCUGUAGAAAACAGUACCGAUUCAACCCAAGACCAAACAAGUCCCGAACUGGUAGUAUGGUCUACGUUACCUUACGGCCUUGAUUACAGAACUCAGUACGAUUAUAGAAGUCCAUAUGAUACGACCAGAGAUUAUACAACGCAACAAUAUGCUAGAGCACCAUUUACUACGAAAAUGGGACAAGCAAAGGCGUUAAAAGAGGCUAGGAUAAGGAGACCAAUGAAUGCCUUUAUGGUGUGGGCUAAGGUGGAGAGGAAGAAACUGGCUGAUGAGAAUCCGGACUUGCAUAAUGCUGACCUGAGUAAAAUGCUGGGUAAAAAAUGGCGAUCGUUGACCCCGCAAGACAGAAGGCCGUACGUCGAGGAAGCCGAGCGUCUAAGAGUCAUCCACAUGACCGAGCAUCCCAACUACAAGUACCGUCCGCGGCGAAGGAAGCAGAAUAAGACGAGGCCCAAUCAGCCCGCGCCACCCGCCAGUGCCCCGCCUGCUACCUCUGCGGCCCUUGGUUCCCCCUACGCCACCGGCACAGACUCCCCUGAUACUCGCUUUUCACACAACCCAGCAGCUGGCUUCUCGCCCUACCGUACCUCGCCUCUAGCCUCCGACUACCAGCAGAACCAAUAUAACGGGCACGUCCAAACGCCCGAGUCUUCCCCAGCCAGGUCUCCGGAGCCCCAGGGCAGACGAAGCGCGUCCACGGAAGCCCCUCUCCCUACCCCUGACGCUUCCCCCGUCGAGAACGAAAAAGAAAACUUCCAAUAUGAGGAAAGACGAAGAGCAAUCAACGCCUCCUCGAUCUCCGAUUCCUACUCGUAUAAGUUCAGAACGCCUGGCUCCUACUCGCCGGCACCGGUCGCCGCUAUGGGCAUGGCGAACGGCAUGUACGUGAUGUGCACGCAGAGAACACUCGCCGAGCAGUCGCCGCUGGUAACGGGCACGUUCUUUCCGCCCGUCGCUACCUCUCAGGACCAGCAGACCCUCGGCACUUCAGCUCCAAGGGUAUCCUCUGCGCCGAGUGGCUCCAUGAAUGCAGAAUACAACAUCCAAUAUCAUCCGUACGAGCAAUACGAACAGAUAUACAAAACUGAGGACUCGUACGUAUCGCACUACCCCGAGCAGCCGAAGACGGAAUACGAUACUGGGAGCAGUUACUUUUCAGAAGAGCCGCCGUCGAACCAACCCCAAGAAAAUGAGCAAGGAUUUAUGCCGCGUUCGGAGAUAAGGACCGGUUCACCGGAGUCGGACGUUGACGCUCGGGAAUUCGACAAGUAUUUAGACUACGGAACAGAGGGUGCGAUGGAUCAGCAUCAACAGUAUAGAUACGAGCAGCAGCAGGGGUACAGGCCGUAUUGCGGGGAGGCUGCACCGGGCGCGGAGUAUUGUGGGGAGAGGAUGUACGCGUCGCCGUAUCCGACGGUGAUCUCCGGCGCGCCGCCGCCCGGGCAGUACGCACCGCCCGCGCCGCCCGGCGCCGAGGUACGCCCAGAGGACGAAUUCAGUGUGAUCUUGGCUGGGGUCAGACAGACCUGCUACAGUAAUUGACUAGACUAGGCGCGGACUCGGCAUAGGAAUAUUCAGGACUUUCUGUUUAUAGCCCAAAGAGUUAUGUUUUAUUUUUCAAAAUAUGCAUUAGUCGAUUCUGCGGUAUCCCAUAUGGUGUUGUAAGCUUUUAGUUAUAUAAUAUUUGUGGUACGGAAUACAAACUUAAAUUGUACCGGAAUCGUUGUUAAGAUUGGUUAUAGCGUGGAGUAUGAGAAUUUUAUUAUUUUUUGUUAAUUUACGUUUUUUUUUUGUUUUUAAAAAAUCAUAUUCCUCCG
Molecule: messenger RNA, 2454 nt
Organism: Papilio machaon (common yellow swallowtail)
Lineage: Eukaryota; Metazoa; Arthropoda; Insecta; Lepidoptera; Papilionidae
Gene: Sox15
Product: putative transcription factor SOX-15
Exons: 4
Coding region: 479-2179 (566 amino acids)
Biological process (GO): cell differentiation; anatomical structure morphogenesis; regulation of DNA-templated transcription
Molecular function (GO): RNA polymerase II cis-regulatory region sequence-specific DNA binding; DNA-binding transcription factor activity, RNA polymerase II-specific
Source: RefSeq, a predicted model, not a curated record